Molecule: messenger RNA, 1236 nt
Organism: Mandrillus leucophaeus (drill)
Lineage: Eukaryota; Metazoa; Chordata; Mammalia; Primates; Cercopithecidae
Product: eukaryotic peptide chain release factor subunit 1-like
Exons: 2
Coding region: 1-1236 (411 amino acids)
Biological process (GO): cytoplasmic translational termination
Cellular component (GO): translation release factor complex; cytosol
Molecular function (GO): translation release factor activity, codon specific; sequence-specific mRNA binding
Source: RefSeq, a predicted model, not a curated record
AUGGUGGAUGACCCCAGUGCUGCCGACAGGAACAUGGAGAUCUGGAAGAUGAAGAAGCUCAGUAAAAGCCUGGAGGUGGCCCGCGGCAAUGGCACCAGCAUGAUAUCACUGAUUAUUCCUCCUAAAGACCAGAUUUCACGAGUGUCAAAAAUGUUAGCAGAUGAGUUUGGAUCUGCAUCUAACAUUAAGUCACAAGUAAACUGCCUUUCAGUCCUGGGAGCCAUUACAUCUGUACAACAAAGACUCAGACUUUAUAACAAAGUACCUCCAAAUGGUCUGGUUGUUUACUGUGGAACAAUAGUAACAGAAGGAGGAAAGGAAAAGAAAGUUAACGUUGAUUUUGAACCUUUCAAACCAAUUAAUACGUCAUACUAUUUGUGUGACAACAAAUUCCAUACAGAGGCUCUUACAGCACUACUUUCAGAUGACAGGAAGUUUGGAUUCAUUGUAAUAGAUGGUAGUGGUGCACUUUUUGGCACACUCCAAGGAAACACAAAAGAAGUCCUGCAAAAAUUCACUGUGGAUCUCCCAAAGAAACAUGGUAGAGGAGGUCAGUCAGCCUUGUGUUUUGCCCGUUUAAGAAUGGAAAAGCGAUCUACCAAUGUUCAGAAAGUAGCAGAGAACGCUGUGCAGCUGUUUAUUUCUGGGGACGAAGGGAAGAUUGCUAGUCUAGUUUUAGCUGGAUCCACUGACUUUAAAACUGAACUAAAUCACUAUGAUACGUUUGAUCAGAGGUUACAAUCGAAAGUUUUAAAAUUAGUUGAUAGGCCUGGCGCAGUGGCUCACGACUACAUUGAUGAAAUCAGCCAGGACACAGGCAGGUACUGUUUUGGCGUUGAAGAUACACUAAAGGCUUUGGAAAUGGGAGCUGCAGAAAUUUUAAUAGCCUAUGAAAAUCUGAAUAUAAUGGGAUACGUUCUUCAUUGCCAAGGCACAGAAGAGGAGAAAAUUCUCUGUCUAACUCCAGAGCAAGAAAAGGAUAAAUCUCAUUUCACAGACAAAGAGACCGGACGGGAACAUGAGCUUAUCGAGAGCAUGCCCCUGUUGGAAUGGUUUGCUAACAACUAUAAAAAAGUUGGAGUUACGUUGGAAAUUGUCACAUAUAAAUCACAAGAAGAGUCUCAGUUUGUGAAAGGAUUUGGUGGAAUUGGAGGUUUCUUGCGGUACCAAGUAGAUUUCCAAAGAAUGGAAUACCAAGAAGGAGGCGAUGAAGUUUUUUACCUUGAUGACUACUAA